AUGAAAGAUUGCAGCAGAUCCGAUGUACAGGGAAUCCUAGUUCUUGCAGGCCCUCUUCUCUAUUAUAAGCUAAUUAACUGGGGCAGGAGAGUAAGGCGUGUAAGUGGGUCUCACCACAAUGAGACCUUCAUGAUGACCCAAACGGACCCAGAUAGAAUGUACAUUUGGGCCUAG
Molecule: messenger RNA, 174 nt
Organism: Dovyalis caffra
Lineage: Eukaryota; Viridiplantae; Streptophyta; Magnoliopsida; Malpighiales; Salicaceae
Source: the annotation of a GenBank genome assembly